Ciona intestinalis (vase tunicate) is the source of this 2114-nucleotide messenger RNA. NCBI's taxonomy places the organism in Eukaryota, Metazoa, Chordata, Ascidiacea, Phlebobranchia, Cionidae. The record is from RefSeq and is a predicted model, not a curated record.
UUAAUUUUUUUUUAAUCUUUUGUGUGACGUAUCGACUGUGGUUUUACCUUUACUUCCCCUUUUUUUAAUUUUUGUACACUAUUUACUUUUGUAUAUUACUGUAACCGAGGGGACAAAAUAAAGAUUAGUUCUACCACUUGUGGUAAAUCUAAAUAAACGUGUUUGAUGGUGAAAUAACACUGGGUCUAUAAUAAGGUAUAACUUCAACAGCAAGUUCGUGAACCAUAGGUGUAAUACAAAGUUAAUUUAUCGCCAGCCCAAGUAACAGAGCUUUACAAAUCAAUGACAAUAUUCUAGAUCUAUCUUAAGUUAACCAUGUGACAUCAUAAUACACAUACACGGUAAACAAACCAUACGUUCCAUCUUGGCACAAGAACAAUUCAAAUGAAUAAUCAGAUAUUAGAAUAUACACCAUUGUCGUUAGUCACGCGACUUGCAAUUCUAGAAUGAAUGCUGCAUGGAUAGAUUGUGACGUAGUAGUUAUAAGUCACUUUACGGCUAUCGUUUCAUCACAGUUUAGUUUGUAGCUUAGUAAACGUGAGUGGUAACAUAGGAAGCGUUGUUUUGGUAAACUAGAUUUUAAGCAGACUUACAGCUAAGUAGAGUAUUUCCUUUACAUGUUCUGUUAUCGGUUAAUUUAGAAUUUCAGAAUAUUCAGAGUUCAAUGUACCACCUAAUAUACGAUGCAUUGUUAACAUUAUAAAAUUAAUUUUGAUCUACUGUAGGAAGAAACAGCUGUAAACAUGUCUUAUCAAAACCAAACUUACGUUGAAAAUGAGGGGACAUAUCACUACGUCACAGCAGCAGGGGCCAACUACACGAUAGCUCAAUCGAUAUGCAGAGAUGACUUUCAAUCCCAACUUGCUGUGCUUAAUACACAACAACUGUUUGAUAAAGCGAAGUCAUUAAGUGGGGCUGGGACAUUUUUCAUUGGGUUGCAUCGACCGAAUGACAGUGUACCAUAUCAGUGGCUAGAUGGAAGCGCAUUUAAUCGAUCUUUGAUAAACGGACCAAGUAUAACGAAUGAAAACGGCAGUGGCUGUCGAGGAGUGGUGAUGCAGAUUCCAGGUCAAAGUAAUUCUGUGAAUUUAACUUCAUACGAUUGUAGUUCAAAACAGAACUUUCUCUGUUUCACCCCCGCCCAACUAACAACUACAACGACAUCAACAGAAGAAGCAACGACAGCAACACGAGCAGCAACAACGAGUCAAGCAUUCGUUUCUACAACCAGCUACGACACAACGACAACUACACUGUCCCCUACAACCAACACAGUGCUUACCAAGGUACAACCGACGACUCAACUCUACAAUUCAACGCAGACGACAACCACGGGGUUAACAAACACACAAAGCGUCAACGCUGGGGGUCUGCAACUUGGUAUCGUUGUGGGGAUUCCUCUAGGUGUGGUGUUGCUUCUAAUUUUGCUUAUAGCUCUCAUAGUCUGGUUGAAACGUCGCGGUGGCGAUAAAAGCAACGAAGCAGAUGUGAGCUUGGAGACAAAUAAAGGCCAAGAUCCCCCGACGGGCACAUACAACAGAGCAGAUGUAGGAAACGAGGAUGAUCAAUGUGAAGUUCAUCUAAACGUCUUAUAUGAUACUGGGGCCAACGAUGCAACAAACAACGAGGAAGACGAAGAAGCCGACAUCGGCGACUUGUACGCGAAAGUGAACAAACAAUCCGUUCAAAAACAACAACAAGAUUACGGAGAAAGUUAUGACGUAUUACACGAGAACAAUACAGCGUUCAUUGCGGAAGCAGAAGAAUUGUAUUCUGGAUUGAACAAGACUUAGAAGAAAGCUUCACAGUUAUUACGAAACAAAUUCAUGAUACGCUAUAUUUUUAUGCUAUGCUUUAUAAUGGCCCGCAAUUAUUUCAAACUAUAUUGUGGUUAGAAUAAACGGAUCCGGGUUCAAAACCAUGUUUAGGUAUUUGCGACCCACUGUGAGUUGCUUUCUAUAGGUUUACAGGCCACAAUUAUUUCAUCUUUAACGUGAUAUAUCGACUGCUAUUCUAAACCCUAUUUUUCCCAUGUUAAUUAAAUAAAAUAUAGUAGGGUGGGGAAGAUGAGACACCUUUAACACAUGAUAUCUAAAUAUCCUGAUCGUAUUUUA